Molecule: messenger RNA, 771 nt
Organism: Owenia fusiformis
Lineage: Eukaryota; Metazoa; Annelida; Polychaeta; Sabellida; Oweniidae
Source: the annotation of a GenBank genome assembly
CCCUCGAAAAACUAGCUAUAAGCAACCAUGAAGAGUUAAACAGACGUUGGAACAAUCCAAAUAAAGACUGGGAGAAGUUAAUAGAUGACUACUAUACUGAUGAGACUGUAAUACAUCCACCACGUAACCCACCUGUUACUGGGAAAAAGGAUAUCUGUGAGUUUUUGAGAAAAAACUUCCCUACAAUGAAAAUCCAGAUGAGCCUUAGGGAAGCGCAAAGUCUCGGAGAAGACUCUUAUUUGGGCAUAUUCAAUAUUUGUGGAACAAUUGAUGACAAAGAAGUGGACAGGUUCAUAAUUUAUGAAAUAUGGUCAAAACAGACAGGAUCCUGGAAAUUUUCCUCAUACAUUUGGAACAGCAUUAAUGCUAAAGUUGACUAUUAGUAAAGUACAUGUAUAUUUGAUACAAAGCUUACUAUAAAGAAGAACAUGUACUCUUCAAAUUUACUAAAACCGUUGUUAUAGUGAUAUUAUGCUUCUAAAAUAAACAUUCACACAAUGAGUCUUUUGUAAUACUAAUUGUUCUGAAAUAGAGGUGCAAUUUGAAAUGGCUGCAUUAAGAACAAUAUCAUAAAAUUAUUGAACUGGGUAAUAUCUUGUGUUUAUGUUAUGCCAUCAACUAUGUUGAUAUUUAAAAUUUAUUCCUUGAUUUUAAAAAUUCUGAAUGUACUGAAUUAUAUAUUAAAAAUUGUGCUUCUUAAAGCAAUUCAAUUAGACAUUGAGUCUUUUGGUGAUUAUUAUAUGCUUCUAAAAAUAAAAUAUUUGUACUGAU